AUGCCACCCAAGAACGCGGGUGAUCCCGAGGAAAUCACCGGGCAGAGCGCUCUCCCCAUCUCGCGAAUCAAGAAGAUCGUCCAGUUAGACGAGGAUAUUGUGCAAUGUUCCAACAACGCGACCUUUGUGAUCGCCAUGGCCACAGAAAUGUUCAUCCAUUACCUUGCCGAGCAAGGGCAUAACGUCGUCAAGUCAGAACGGAAACCACGGAAGACCGUUCAGUACAGAGAUCUCGCGACCGCAGUAUCCCAUAUCGACAACCUUGAGUUCCUCGCCGAUGUGAUACCUAAGACAACCACCUACAAGCAAUUCAAGGAGAAGAAAGCCAAGGAGGCGGCUGGGAACAAUGGUGGUGGUGUCAUGGAGAAGGGCCAGCGCACAUUGAAUGGGACCGGUGCUCCCGCCAACCAGGUGAACGGUAACUCGGCUGAAGAUCCAAUGGCUGUGGUGAUGGCAGCAGCAGACGAAGAGCCUCGACCGGCGCCAGCGACGCCUCGGGCACCGGUGGUUACACACACGUCGGGGUCGGUGAGUGCGCUAGUGGUGGAUCGGACGGUCGAACCGAUCCCUGCGCCGGGGAGUUAUGGGACGAUGGGCCAUGAUCCCGAUGUGGAAAUGAAAGAUUGA
Penicillium lagena is the source of this 627-nucleotide messenger RNA. RefSeq names its product histone-fold domain-containing protein. The transcript is spliced from 4 exons. The record is from RefSeq and is a predicted model, not a curated record. The coding region runs from base 1 to 627 and encodes 208 amino acids. Gene Ontology annotation, molecular function: protein heterodimerization activity. Gene Ontology annotation, cellular component: nucleus; CHRAC. NCBI's taxonomy places the organism in Eukaryota, Fungi, Ascomycota, Eurotiomycetes, Eurotiales, Aspergillaceae.